UUCCUGCCUAAUCCACACGGGCCACCGGAACUUAACCAGAGCGAAGCAAAAUUCCAGAUCAUAAAAAGAAAAUGAUCACGAACCUUGAUUGGUUGCCUGCAUUGCACACGGCAUCACGUGUUAAUACCUGCUCACACUGCUUUCAAUGAACCUAACCUUGAUUGCUUCUAACCUCCACUAAACAGUUGUGAACGCUGCUGUAGUGUAGCCUGUGGCGCUUAUGGUCAGAGGCCGCCAUUUGACAUGGCCAGCCCACCCGACGCGGUCGCCUCGUCUCCCCGAGCCUUCUUAAGGUCUGGCUCUGUUUACGAACCUCUGAAGAGCAUCCACCUUCUGCAGCCCGACCAUGAAAGUCUGUGGGAGAAGCUGGACCGUUACUACAGGAUUGUCAAGGCCACGGUGCUGCUGUACCAGAGUCCCACCACCGGCCUCUUCCCCACGAAGACCUGCGGCGGGGACCAGCAGGCCAAGGUCCAGGACAGCCUGUACUGCGCCGCGGCCGCCUGGGCCGUGGCCCUCGCGUACAGGCGCAUCGACGACGACAAGGGGCGGACGCACGAGCUGGAGCACUCGGCCGUGAAGUGCAUGCGCGGGAUCCUGUACUGCUACAUGCGGCAGGCCGAUAAGGUCCAGCAGUUCAAGCAGGACCCGCGUCCGACAACCUGCCUCCACUCCGUGUUCAACGUGCGCACAGGAGACGAGGUCCUCUCCUACGAGGAGUACGGGCACCUGCAGAUCAACGCGGUGUCCCUGUACCUCCUCUACCUGGUGGAGAUGAUUUCCUCGGGGCUGCAGAUCAUCUACAACACCGACGAGGUCUCUUUCAUUCAGAACCUGGUGUUUUGUGUAGAGAGAGUUUACCGGGUGCCUGACUUCGGAGUCUGGGAGAGAGGCAGCAAAUAUAACAACGGCAGCACCGAGCUGCAUUCCAGCUCAGUUGGCUUAGCAAAGGCGGCUCUAGAAGCAAUUAAUGGAUUCAACCUCUUUGGCAAUCAGGGCUGCUCGUGGUCGGUCAUAUUUGUGGAUCUCGAUGCUCAUAAUCGCAACAGGCAGACUCUGUGCUCCCUGCUGCCCCGGGAGUCGCGAUCUCACAAUACGGACGCCGCCCUGCUCCCCUGCAUCAGCUACCCUGCCUUCGCGCUGGAUGACGAAGCUCUGUUCAGCCAGACGCUCGACAAGGUGGUUCGGAAGCUGAAAGGGAAAUACGGCUUCAAGCGUUUCCUGAGAGACGGGUACAGGACGUCCCUGGAGGAUCCCCACAGACGCUACUACAAACCGGCGGAGAUUAAGCUGUUCGAUGGCAUCGAAUGUGAAUUCCCCAUAUUUUUCCUGUACAUGAUCAUCGACGGGGUUUUCCGAGGCCACGCCGCGCAGGUGAAGGAGUACCAGGACCUGCUGGCGCCCGUGCUGCACCGGACCACGGAAGGCCACCCCGUCGUCCCCAAGUACUAUUAUGUGCCGGCCGACUUCGUGGACCUCGAGAAGAGAAACCCCGGCAGCCAGAAGCGCUUCCCCAGCAACUGUGGCCGUGAUGGGAAGCUGUUCCUCUGGGGCCAAGCCCUGUACAUCAUCGCCAAGCUGCUGACGGAUGAGCUGAUCAGCCCUAAGGACAUCGAUCCUAUCCAGCGCUACGUCCCGCUGCAGAGCCAGCGCAAUGUGAGCAUGAGGUUCUCCAACCAGGGCCCCCUGGAGAACGACCUGGUGGUCCACGUGGCGCUCAUCGCGGAGAGCCAGCGCCUCCAGGUUUUCCUCAACACGUACGGGAUCCAGACGCAGACGCCUCAGCAGGUGGAGCCCAUUCAGAUCUGGGCGCAGCAGGAGCUGGUGAAGGCCUACUUCCACCUGGGCGUCAACGAGAAGCUGGGGCUCUCGGGGCGGCCGGACAGGCCCAUCGGCUGCCUCGGCACAUCCAAGAUUUACCGCAUUCUGGGGAAGACCGUGGUGUGCUACCCCAUCAUCUUCGACCUGAGUGACUUCUACAUGUCCCAGGACGUUCUGCUGCUGAUAGACGACAUAAAGAACGCGCUGCAGUUCAUCCGGCAGUACUGGAAGAUGCACGGGCGGCCCCUCUUCCUCGUGCUCGUCCGGGAAGACAACAUCAGGGGCAGCCGGUUCAACCCCAUCUUGGACAUGCUGGCGGCCUUCAAGAAGGGCGUGGUCGGGGGCGUGAAGGUGCACGUGGACCGCCUGCAGACUCUGAUAUCGGGAGCGGUGGUGGAGCAGCUGGACUUCCUGCGCAUCAGCGACGCGGAGGAGGUUCCGGAAUUUAAGAGUUUCGAGGAACUAGAGCUCCCCAAGCAUUCCAAAGUCAAACGGCAGAGCAGCGCCUCCCAGGCCACCGAGCUGGAACUGCAGCCCGACGUCAGCCUGGCCGAGUGGAGGGCCCGACCCACCCAGGACAUUCUGCAGAAGCUAGAGGACUGCAGCGGCCUGGCCAGCCAAGUCAUCCUGCUGGGCAUCCUGCUCAAGAGGGAAGGCCCCAACUUCAUCACAAAGGAAGGUACCGUGUCCGAUCACAUCGAGAGAGUCUAUAGGAAAGCUGGCAGCAAGAAGCUCUGGUUGGCGGUUCGCUCCGGGGCUGCAUUUACCCAGAAAUUCUCCUCCUCCAUAGCCCCGCACGUGACCACCAUCCUGGUCCAUGGGAAGCAGGUCACGCUGGGCGCCUUCGGGCACGAGGAGGAGGUGAUCUCCAACCCGCUGUCCCCGCGGGUGAUCAAGGACAUCAUCUACACGUGCAACACCCACGACGAGCGGGCGGCGGUCAUCCAGCAGGAGCUGGUCAUCCACGUGGGCUGGGCCAUCGCCAACAGCCCCGAGCUGUUCAGCGGCAUGCUCAAGAUCCGCGUGGGGUGGAUCAUCCACGCCAUGGAGUAUGAGCUGCAGAUCCGGGCCGGGGACCAGCCCGCCGUGGACCUGUACCAGCUGUCGCCCAGCGCCGUCAAACAGCUCCUCAUGGACAUUCUCCAGCCGCAGCAGAAUGGACGGUCUUGGCUGAACAGGCGUCAGAUCAACGGGUCUCUGAACAGAACGCCCGCCGGGUUCUACGACCGCGUGUGGCAGAUCCUGGAGCGCACGCCCGACGGCAUCGUUGUCGCGGGGAAGCACCUGCCGCAGCAACCGACCCUGUCGGACAUGACCAUGUACGAGAUGAACUUCUCGCUCCUCGUGGAAGACAUGCUGGGCAACAUCGACCAGCCCAAGUACAGGCAGAUCAUCGUGGAGCUGCUGAUGGUCGUGUCCGUUGUCCUGGAAAGGAACCCCGAGCUCGAGUUUCAGGACAAAGUCGACCUGGACAAGCUGGUGAAAGAAGCGUUUCAGGAAUUUCAGAAAGAUGAGAGUCAACUCAAGGGCGUUGAAAAUCAGGACGACAUGACUUCCUUUUACAACACGCCCCCGCUGGGCCGGCGCGGGACCUGCAGCUACCUGACCAAGGUGGUGAUGAACCUGCUGCUGGCCGGCGAGGUCAAGCCGGGCGGCGAGGACCCGUGUCUGGUCAGCUAGUGAGGAGGCGCGGGGGGCCCUGGGGACACGCGUGCGAGGAGCGGGUUACGUUCUGCCUGGACGUGGAGUCCAGGCGGCCAGUACCGAGUGCACUGACCCCGCUAGGGCGGCGCUGCCCGCCUCCCACAGGGACUGGGCCUCUUGCUGCCCCCGCCAAGCGAAUGGUAGGACAUGCUGUCAGGCCAGCGAGAAAGUCCUCGUGGUCACGCCAGCUAGCCGUGACCCUUACUGAACAGUAGGAAUAGUAGACGAGGGCCGGUCACCACUGCAUGUUCUGUGAUCAGUUGCUCAUCAGAAGUAAUCCUCGCUUCCCCACUUGCUGCCACUGAAGUGCGUGUGCCACGCGUGCGCUGGGACGAACGUGGCUGGAGCGGCGCUGUUCAGGGGCGUGUCACGCUGCCUGGAUUCAAAUGCCUCGUCACGCGUGUCGGCCAGCUGACGUCUUGAUGUUCGGAAGCUGUAGUAUUGGUAACAUUGUAGGGUACAGAGCUGCUCUCCAGUUUUUACCUUGGGAACGUGACGAUGGUUUUGUAUUUGUCGCAACUGUAGCGGUUGGACUAAAAUACAGUAAUAAAUCUGAUCAAACGUGUAA
Molecule: messenger RNA, 4093 nt
Organism: Myotis davidii
Lineage: Eukaryota; Metazoa; Chordata; Mammalia; Chiroptera; Vespertilionidae
Gene: PHKB
Product: phosphorylase kinase, beta
Exons: 31
Coding region: 244-3501 (1085 amino acids)
Biological process (GO): glycogen metabolic process
Cellular component (GO): phosphorylase kinase complex
Molecular function (GO): calmodulin binding
Source: RefSeq, a predicted model, not a curated record